Danaus plexippus (monarch butterfly) is the source of this 6562-nucleotide messenger RNA. RefSeq names its product amyloid beta A4 precursor protein-binding family B member 1-interacting protein (gene pico). Lineage: Eukaryota; Metazoa; Arthropoda; Insecta; Lepidoptera; Nymphalidae. The transcript has 13 exons. The record is from RefSeq and is a predicted model, not a curated record. The coding region runs from base 434 to 3517 and encodes 1027 amino acids. Gene Ontology annotation, biological process: signal transduction.
UUACUCUAGUAGUGUUUGAGACUGCGCUCGACGCAUGUGUGUUAAUAUACUAACGUGUACUCUUUGUUCUGUUAUAUUUAAAUUAUAAUGUGAACAAAAGUUUUGAAGUUAUAUAUUUAGACAUAUUGUGAAUGGGCGAGGUCAUCAGGACUGUUUUUACGAUUUACGGGAAAGCUAAACGCGCAGACUCCAACUUCAUUGGGGGAGUUGGAAUCAAAUAAAUCGCGUGGAUAACAAACUCAAGAUUACGUUGCCAAGCUGCGAACGCUAACUUGUAAAUUGACUUCCUUCCGUUGAUUGUGAUUGUAUGCUAAGAAGAAUGAUUAUGUGUGGAUUUUAAUAUACUUUAUGCAAAGCCGGCUUUUGCUUAACUUUACUAGUGAGUGCGUGGUUAUUCGGUGAGUCACUUUGGUGAGAUGUAAGCGGGCGAGGAAUGAUGGACGUGCAACUAAGCGAGCCGACCAAGUGGCACCGUGGAGGCUUCCUCUCCACUCUCAACAGAAGUUUCCGUCUGGCCACCAAAUCAAAAAGCGCUAACAAUUCACCAAUUGAAAACAAAUCUUUUGAACAAAGUUUAAAAAUGACUGACACGGGUUUAAAUUCAUCAAGCGAUGCUACAGCAGCGCUGAGGCCGCUGGAAAUUGUGGCGCCCCGCAUCGAUUCCUACAGAUUUUCUAUGGCAAAUCUAGAAGAAACACAAGACGCUGAUUUAGACGCGAUAUUAGGGGAGUUGUGUGCGCUCGAUUCUGAAUACGAUGAAGAAAUUUCCCGAGUAUCCACUGAUUAUUCUCAAUCCAAAGAAAGAGAAGAGGGCGAGAGUUCUCAGCGACAAGAGAACAAGGAGGGCGAUGGUGCACCAACCAUCGCAAGAACUGAUUCACCUGACAAUGACUCUGCCUUUAGUGACACGGUAUCGAUGCUCUCUAGCGAGUCGUCAGCCUCGAGUAGUGCAAGUUCUAAAUGUAAACCGAUGAAACUCAGUCUGCAUCCAAAUCAAAAGGAUGCAAUUUUUCAACAGAAAGCAGAUAAAAUUAAACUGGCAUUGGAACGUAUGAGAGAGGCGAAUGUAAAGAAGCUCUUUAUUAAAGCUUUCUCUAUGGACGGAUCAUCAAAGAGUCUCCUAGUCGACGAAAAGAUGACGUGUGGCUACGUCACACGGUUACUGGCUGACAAAAAUCAUGUCACUAUGGAACCUAAAUGGGCCAUAGUUGAACACUUACCAGAUUUGCAUAUGGAACGAGUGUACGAAGAUCACGAGAUGUUGGUGGACAACCUCAUGUUGUGGACGCGAGAAUCCAAAAACAAAAUACUGUUUGCCGAAAGGCCAGACAAGAUAUCGCUCUUCCAAACACCCGAGAAAUUUCUCCUAACUGAAGAUGAAAGAGGAAUUAGUGAAUACGACGAGCAUUUACGUCAGGUGGUCAUAGAAGAAUUCUUCGGUCAAAGCGGAGCCUCUACAAUUCCCUCCGUCUCCGGUCAUCAAGUCCCAGCCAUGGAAGGACCUCUCUAUCUUAAAAGUGACGCUAAAAAGGGCUGGAAGAAAUACUACUUCGUCCUGAGACCUUCCGGACUGUACUAUUUACCGAAAGAUAAAGUGAAGACCUUAAAGGAGCUGGUGUGUUUGGCGACUUUCGACACUAACGAAGUAUAUUUAGGAGUCAAUUGGAAGAAAAAGUACAAGUCUCCAACUGACUUUUGCUUUGCUAUCAAGCAUCCACGGCUUCAACAGCCGAAGAGCGUCAAGUUUAUUAAAUUUCUAUGCGCCGAUGAUCAAAGGACUCUCGAGAGAUGGGUCACCGCCAUGCGUAUAGCGAAGCACGGCAAACAAUUACUAGAAAAUCACCGCACCCUCGUCGAAGAGCUGACCCAGGAAGAUUUGGACCAUUUGGCCCACGCCCGCUCAUGCUCCAUAACAUCGAUCCCUACAAAGACUAAUGGCACGGCGCCAGGCCUGCCCGCGCCCGUUUCCAGCAACGUCAGUGUUGCCAACUCUGACAUCAGCAGCGGCAGACAUUCUCGAGCAUCAUCUUCAAGUUCAAGCGGUUGUCUCUCAGAUGGCGGUACCGCCUCGGAAAGUGCGUUCGAUUGCGAAUUUCCUAUGGGUACAAUAAAACGAAAACCAUCCAUGAAGCCAAAUAUACCUUUGACCUGGAUGACGCGGCAACUUAAAGAAAUGGUAGAAAAUGAAGGUGACGCAGAAGUAGGUGAUUCUGGAACGCUCACAAGACGACCGCGCACUCGAGACGAUUCAACUCUCAAACGCCACCACUCAACUGCUACAGAAUCUUCGGAGCCCACUAUUUACAGUACCAGCAGCAUUACAUCUAGCAGUCCAGUGAGAGAUCCGUCAUCUCCAACCUAUGGCCACUAUGAAACUAUUACUCACGAACCAUAUAGAGCAAGCGUAGACACGGCAUCCUCGCUAUACGGGUACACGAUUUAUGACAGUUCACAAUCACAAUCAGAACCUACUGUUGAGGAUCUUCCUCUUCCACCACCUCCAACUGAUAUUCCAGAUGGCAUGUUUAGUUCAACUCUCAGCCUAGAUUCAUUGCCACCGCCGCCACCACCUGUGGCCUAUCCUAUAGAGGAUUUGAAUGGAUCCCAGCUGAGUCUACCACCACCUCCGCCUGAACACACUAUUGAAACUCACACUGGACGAGUUCAAGAUAUAGUUAGCCAGCUAACCGCUCAGCAAAUAGAGCAAACAUCGAGAGCCGGCCAGAGAAGCAGUUUGAGAAGCUCUGAGAGCAACCGAUCAUUCCCCCGACAACCCUCGCUCGAUAGUGUCAAUUCGGAAGCUUCGAAGACGUCUUCUUUACAAUCCGACAAAAGUAUUUACGCUCAUACGCAACAAAAUGUUGCAUAUGGUGCUUGUCUUGUAGAGCUACAGAACAAAAAAAUAAGCAACGGCAGUCCAGCCAUACAGAAGAAGACAAUGGAACCUGUAAAAGAAAGAGCUGGUUCCAUUAAGAAAGUUAACUUUGCAGAUGACCUUCCAAGUAAUACUGACAAGAAAGCCAAAAAAAUUUCUUUUAAUUUGACGGACGCUCCACUUUCACCAAGAAAGCCUCCUCCGCCGAAACGCAAUGAGAGCACUCGUCUCUCGUCCCCUAAAAAGCUAGCUGAUUCAAACAGCAAUCCUCCAAAAGACUUUCUAAAAGAUCUUCAAAGAGUUAUGAGGAAGAAAUGGCAGGUCGCUCAAAAAUGCAAACUUGAACCGGCAACUACGCCACAUGAGGUACUUGGUUUCAGAGAAUACCCUUUGUCAGAUGACUACAAAGAGACUAGCGUGUCCAUGUGGGUGCAAGAACAUUAUGGAGGAGGUUCAGGCGUAGAGGAUCCCUUCUACGAGAAUGUGUUCGGAAGAGAAGCUCAGCCACGGCGAGAAGAGCCCAAACCAAUAAAGAAGCGUCCACCGCCUGCCCCUCCUCGCCGUAGCGACUCGACGCACUUGAGCACACUCCCUGGCAUCCCCCCGCCCUCGCAUCCAUCGCCCGUUCAACCGACCGCUUGAAACCGUCUCAACAUAUCGCUCGCUUUCUGCGGACUCACGUGUCGUUCCUGCUCACGUGACUCCCACUAAGUUUCUCGGACCUUCGGGCACUUGAAACUUUGCGGGCGAUAGUUGCAUGAACUUUGAUAUUUAAUCAUAUAGCGGGAAUUUAAGUAGUUGCAGUCCACGUAGUCCAUGAUUUCGUACUUAGUGUUCUCAUGUAGCAGUGGCUUACAUAUAAUAAUUCAUAAUCAUUGACCAUCAAAGUGACUUUAUGGGUGUGACCACGUAGUUUAAUAUGUGUCUAAAGUUAUUGGACCCUUUGCUCUUAGUAUGUGCUAAAAUGUGACCAAUGGUAAUGUUGAAGGUUUAUGGAAGUUUGGAGCAAGUAUAAAUUGUAUGGCGGUGCUAUUAUGAAAUGGUAAAAUAAGGUAUGAUAGGUUGACUCUCGCGAGUACAUUUGAAACUUCAUCUUAUUUUCUGAAUUAAAAUAAUUUUUAAGGAAAGAUAACGGAUUUCAAAAACAGUUUUUAAAUAUAAUAUGACGACAUUUAUGGAUAAAACUUUAAUGGUGCUAAGAUAACGUUGUUUCAAAUGAAUUGAGCGAGAUCGUAUUUAUUAAACGAUUUGGAAUUAUUUCAAUUUUAAUAUAUGUUCCUGAUUUUAAUGGCCAGCUUUCGGACGCCAAAUUGUUUGAGUUAUAACGAUCUAACAAUAUUACUACGUCUUAACAAUUGCAUGGAAAACGUUACAUCUCGUGUAACGAUUAAUCAAACUUGUCUGGGCACAAUGGCUUGUGUACCGUGAUUUUUAUAUUAUUUAUAGAUUUGAAAUCAUUUUUUUCGUCUGCAUUCACCACAGACGUUCUCAUCAAUUCCUAUUUUGUGCCAUAGAAAUACUUUAACAAGUAUAAUAUAAAAUACCAAGUUUUUUAAGGAACAUUUAGGAUAAGUCUAAAUACGCACUGCGAUAAUGUUUGUACGAAGCUGAUGGGAAUACCUGAAACAAAAAACAAAUAUGUAAUCACAAUGACGAGUUACUAGCUCCAAUUGAAUGAUUGUGUUUUACAAACGCGUAAUUUUUAGUAUUCUAACCCAUUUUGGGCCGUAAAAGAUAUAAAUUUUAUCGUUUGUGCGUAUGAAAAACAUUUAACUUGUAUUAACGUAUUCGCGGUGGUUUCGCAGGUCGACGCCGAAGGAUAUGUUAGAAUUAAAAACUUCUCUUUCAAGACCAAUCCAAAAUGUAUCUGAUCUCAAUUCUUACUUUAUAGUUAAUUUGUCGUCUGUGAUCUUUCGACUUACCAGAACCAUAAAACGCUGAUAAAACACCUAACUCGGAUUUAAAAAACAAUAUCCCGUAAUUCUGCCGUUAUAAUAUAUCAAAAAUCCUUUUAUUAAACAUUUACACAAAAUGAACCCGACCGUCCCUUAUUAUAGGUAGGUUUUAAAAAAAAUGUUUUUUAUACCGUGUCAUCAUCACGCCGGAUCGAAGACUACGCGCAAAUUUAUAAAACAAAUAUGAGGCUAAAUUUACAUAUAUCUUGUAUUUAGUAAGUUUGUAUGAAUUUUUUUUAGUUGAACAUCGUACGUAGAUCGACUUUAUGCCAAAUAUUGAAAAUAAAUUAUUAGUUUAAUGGAAUUUUACAAAUUUACAAAAGAAUCUUUAAUUGUUUAACACAAUAAAUUCUCUUUUCAAUGGUUAUUAUAAGUUAACAUUCCUAAAAUUAUAAAAGUAACCUAAUGUGAUACUUUAAUGUAUUUGCUUUUUUACGUAUAUUCUAUAGCAAUUUUCAGACAAUAGGUUUAAUAACGGACUGAUUAACUUUAGCAAAAUUUAUCAUAAUUGUGGAAUUUGAAACGAAUUCUGAUCGCUUCUAUUACAAACCAUCGGUUUAAAUAUGUAUUGAAAAAAAAAAUUGUAUAACUUCCACCCAAUAAUAUUUCGAAAUCAAUCAGGAAUAAUUAUCAGUUUUUUAAGACUGAAAAGAUUAUCUGAUUCUGACAAUAAAGUUGCGUCCAAAUGUAUGUUCCGUAUAAAUAUUUAGUCAACAAUUUUUAACGGUUAUAUAUAGAUUACAAUUUUAUGUUGAACCACUUCAUACCUAAAUAGUUAUAAUACAACUACCAACUGUACACGACCAGUUUCUGUAAUUUGACUAAUAAAAAUUGGUUAAGACAACUUUCAAGGUCUGGAUUCAUUGCUCUAAAGAUGACAAGGACUAAAUAGUUGAAAUAACUGUACAGACGAACACUUGAAGGUUAACAAAUAAGUUUUCAUUAAAAAAAUCAAUGUUCAAGUCAUUGAUGAGUACGUUAUUUCUUUCAAUACGAGAUCAACAAACAUGUCAUAUGUUUAAACCCAUACCUGUUACGGCGGCUACUGCACUUUCGACAGCUCGAAUUUAUUCUGAAAAUUUACCAUAAACAUACUUAGCUUUUUUGUAUAGUUUAAGUUCUUAUAGCUUUAGAUUUCUGUAUUCUUGUAUACAUGGUAUUGUCGUUCGUGCACCGCCUUGGAGUGUUAUAAAUGUAAUCGUCUCAAGGAUGUUGUAUUUGUAUUCUAUCUUGUAGUUGGUAUCGACAGCUUACUUAUUACAUAUUUCAUGACGUACAUUUUAUUAGAGAAAAUACAAUUGUUAAUUCAAUUUAUAUAGACCCUUUAACCAUGCUAGUUUAACCAGUAAUAAGGGAAAUUUUUAGAUAAUAUGUAUGAAUAUAUUUAAUUAAGACAGGUUUCAAAUUAUAGAUGUUGUGUCCCAGGGAUUGAUGACUCAAAAGUCACUUAAACCUGCAUGAAGGUAUACUAUGUAUGUUAGUUAAUAAUUAAUAUUGUAAAUAUUAAUAACUGUCUUAGAGAAUAAACGAUUAAAAUUGAGUUACACGUUUGAUACGGGUUAAAUUAUCUCAAUCAAUCGGCAACUAUUCUGUUUAUGUUUGAGAAUAUUAUGUUUAACCACUUUUAUGUAACGCAUUUAUUAGUAUUUCUAAUUGUUUAAUUGUACAGAUAAUAAAAAUAAUUAAUUAUUCUUUGUAUAUUUUCAAAUAUAACAAUAUGCCAAGUAACUUA